AUGUCUAUAUUAUCCUUUGGCACUCUCCUCUCUCUCUUCAUUCCACUUGCUUUAUAUUCCGUCGCGUUAGUCCUCUAUCGUGUAUAUCUGCACCCGUUGGCAAAGUUUCCUGGCUGGAAGCUCCAUGCAGCCAGUGCCAUUCCUUGUGCCUACUCCAUGGUGAAAGGCCGCCUCCCAUUCCAAAACAGACUCUUACACGAAAUAUAUGGGCCUGUUAUACGCAUCUCCCCGAACGAGCUUAGCUUUAACAGUGCCCAAGCAUGGGAGGAUAUCUACGGCUUCAAGCCAGCGGGCCAUUCCAGGCUACCACGGGACCCCAUUCAUAUUGGAUCAGUGGAUCCGCUUAACGGCAUGUAUCCCAUGACCUUGCUGAACGGUGCCGAGCAUGGCCGGCAACGCCGGGCGUGGUCCUAUGGAUUCUCCGACAGAGCAUUGCGAGAGAAUGAGGAGCAGAUCAAAGGCCAUUUAGUUAAGCUCAUCAACCAUCUACGACAGCGAGAAGGCGAAGAAGUGAAUCUCUCCCGUUGGCUCAGCAUGACGACGUUCGAAAUUGUUGGCGAUCUUACCUUCGGAGAGCCGUUCGGCUGCUUAGGAAAAGAAAAUGACGAAUCAUGGUACAAGUUGAACUAUGCAACAUUCAGAAUGGCCGCCUUAGAGCAGGCUACCCGUCGCUUAGCUGAAGCUAACUCAUGGGGGCAACGGUUCUUGAUGGCAUUAAUCCCCUAUUCAUGGAGACAGUUACGAUAUGACCAUUUGGCUUACAGUCGCGACAAGGUACUGCGACGUCUGGAAAAUGAGGAUCCUAAACGAGCAGACUUCAUUGGCUAUACUCUCAAGCAUCGAAACCAAUUUAAGUUAAAUGAUGCUGAGAUCAUCGUGAACGGGGCCACGUUUAUUGCAGCUGGAAGCGAGACCCUAUCCAAUCUUCUUUCUGGCCUAGUCGCACAGUUACUUUACAACCCUGAAAAAUACGAAAAGCUGCGCCACGAGAUCCGUUCAUCCUUCAGUAAGUCUGAGUGGAUCAAUCACGACCAAGCCAUUAAACUCCCUUAUUUGAGCGCUUGCAUAGAAGAGGCUCUUCGAUUGAAACCUCCAGUUGGCGAGGGCCUUCUACGACAUGUACCUAAAGAGGGAGCCGUGAUCGAUGGACAUUGGAUCCCAGGAGGCACGUCAGUGUCAGUUGACCCGUGGGCUGCGUCACAUAAUGAAGGCAACUUCCGGGACUGUGAUGACUUUGUCCCCGAGCGAUGGUUAGCAGACAAAGAACAAUACUUUACAGGCGAUAAGCGAAAUGCCAUGCAGCCUUUCUCGCUUGGGCCUCAAGGGUGUCUCGGGAAACAGUUAGCCUACAUGGAGAUGAGGCUAGUUAUGUGCUAUUUAAUUUGGAACUUCGACAUCAAGAGCACGGAUGGAGCAUGGCAAUGGGACCCCGCUGGGCAGAUGAAGAAUCUCAGGAUUUAUGUCGUGUGGAAAAAGCCACCAUUGAAUGUGAGGCUGAAGUCAUUCACUGUCUAA
Penicillium hordei is the source of this 1515-nucleotide messenger RNA. RefSeq names its product cytochrome P450. The coding region runs from base 1 to 1515 and encodes 504 amino acids. Gene Ontology annotation, molecular function: iron ion binding; heme binding; monooxygenase activity. The record is from RefSeq and is a predicted model, not a curated record. The transcript has a single exon. NCBI's taxonomy places the organism in Eukaryota, Fungi, Ascomycota, Eurotiomycetes, Eurotiales, Aspergillaceae.